CGCCCUGCAGGCUGUGAUCGGUCCGGCUGCUCCGCUGCUGUGUGGCAGUGGGAGCUGAGUGGGCUCGGGCUGACACUCCGGAGGGCUCGUGCCUGUGACCUGAGCGGACUUGGAGGAUUUAAAGCUGAUCUGCGCGCACCGAGGGUCGCGGCUGCGCACGUGAACGCGCUGAAUCUCGCGGCGCUCAGUUAGCCAGCUGCGGUGGACGUGGACCACCUGUGGGCGGAGGAUGGCCCGCUGGAAGGAAGGCGCCGCCCUCCUGCUGGCUCUGCCGGUUCUGCUCAGCCUGCGAGCGGAGGCCCGAACUCACGGCCCGGGUCAAACCCGGCAUGACCACGAUCGCCUCCAGAACAUCACACUGGCUGUCAUUUUACCAGAGAACAACACCAGAUACCCAUGGGCGUGGCCUCGCAUCGGCCCAGCCGUGGACCGGGCCAUCAGAAACAUCAACGCCGACUCCACCCUCCUCCCCAACCAUCACCUCGUGUACUUCUUCAAGAACAGCCAGGACAAGGAUGGGAUGUGCUCCGAGUCUGUCGCCCCGCUCAUGGCGGUGGACCUGAAACUCGCCUACAACCCGUGGGCGUUCAUCGGGCCCGGCUGCUCCUACAGCUCCUCCCCCGUCGGCCUCUUCACCACCCACUGGAGCGUUCCCAUGGUGACGGCGGGCGCCCCGGCCGUGGCGUUUUCCAGCGGAACGUACCUGUCUAUCACCAACACGGGGCCCACGCACAAGAAGCUUGGGCGGUUCGCGGUGCGGAUCUGCGAGCAUUUUGGGUGGCGGGAACAGGUGAUGGUUGUCUUCAGCGACAACAAGAAGGACGACCGGCCAUGCUACUUCGCCAUCGAGGGUCUGUACAUGGAGCUGAGCAACAUCAACAUCAGCGUCGAGGAAAGCGUGUUCAUUGAGGACAAGUCCGUGACCUACUCCCAGAUCCUCUCCAAAAUCCAGGAUAACGGGCGAGUGGUCUUCGUCUGCUGUUCUCCUGACGUCUUCAGGAAGCUGAUGGUUGAGUUCAGGCGGGAGAAUCUCACUCACGAGCAGUACGUCUUUUUCUAUCUCGACGUGUUCGCCGACAGCCUGAAAUCUGAACACCGCCAGCCGUGGCGCCGCGGGGACCGUGAGGACGCUAUUGCCAAGGAAGCCUUCCAGAGUGUGAAGAUCCUGACGUACCGAGAGCCUCAGAACCCCGAGUACCAGGAGUUUGUCCAGAAUCUGAAGGCAGACGCCAAGGACAUGUUCAACUACACCAUAGAGGACUCACUGAUGAACAUCAUUGCUGGAGGCUUUUAUGACGGCCUGAUGCUGUACGCUCACGCUUUGAACGAGUCCAUGUUGGCGUCCAACGAGCGUCCGAACGGGAAGGAUGUGACCCCGAGGAUGUGGAACCGAACCUUCCCCGGUGUGACAGGGCUGCUCCACCUGGAUGAGAGUGGGGACCGAGAGACCGACUUUGCUCUGUGGGACAUUGUAGACACCAACAGCACCUCCUUCCAGAUCGCUAUGGUGUACAGCACCACUGAGGAGCAUCUGACCGCCGUACCUGGAACACACCUGUACUGGCUGGGCGGAGCCCCUCCCCCUGAUUUUCCUGUCUGUGGCUUCAAGAACGACAACCAAGUCUGCCUCGCAAAGACCAUCACCAUCUACCAGAUGGUCUCCAUCGUGGUCUUCUUCUUCUUCAUCUUGAUCCUGACCAUCGCCAUCUUCAUCUACAGGAGGAUGAAGCUGGAGAAGGAGCUGGUAGCUCAGCUCUGGAGGAUCUCCUGGGACGACAUCCAGAUGAGCAACCUGAACAAGGUGCUGCGGAGCGGCAGCAAGCUCACACUGUCACUGAGAGGCUCAAACUACGGCUCCCUGAUGACCGGAGACGGGAAUCUGCAGAUCUUUGCAAAGACCGGAUACCACAAGGGGAACAUCGUGGCCAUCAAAUACAUCAACAAGAAACGCAUCGAGCUCAACAGGAAGGUGCUGUUUGAGCUCAAACACAUGAGAGACGUCCAGAACGAACACCUGACCAGGUUCAUUGGAGCGUGCAUCGACCCCCCCAACUGCUGCAUUGUCACAGAGUACUGCUCCAGAGGCAGUCUGCAGGACAUCCUGGAGAACGACAGCAUCACUCUGGACUGGAUGUUCAAAUAUUCCCUCAUUAAUGACAUCGUAAAGGGCAUGCUUUUCCUCCACAACAGCGUCAUCUUCUCCCACGGUAAACUCAAGUCCUCCAACUGCGUUGUGGAUAACCGCUUCGUCCUGAAGAUCACUGACUACGGUUUGUCCAGCUUUCGGUCUGAGAGCGAUGCAGCCAGCGACGCUCACGCCUACUACGCCCAGAAGCUGUGGAUGGCUCCAGAGCUGCUCAGGAUGGAGUGUCCUCCUCCUCAGGGAACCCAGAAAGGAGACGUCUACAGCUUCGGCAUCAUCCUCCAGGAGGUGGCGCUUCGACGAGGAGCCUUCUACCUGGAGGGAGACCCGCUCAGCCCUAAAGAGAUUGUGGACCGCGUGAUUCUGGGGGAGUGGCCCUGCCUGAGGCCGACCAUCGACCCGCAGAGUGACCGCCCCGAGCUGGGUCAGCUGAUGGAGCGCUGCUGGGCCGAAGAGCCGACGGAGAGACCCGAGUUCAACCAGAUCCGAGUGCUGCUGCGCAAACAGAACAAGGAGUCACGGACCAACAUCCUGGACAACCUCCUGUCCCGGAUGGAGCAGUACGCCAACAACCUGGAGGAGCUGGUGGAGGAGCGAACGCAGGCGUACCACGAGGAGAAACGCAAGGCCGAAGCCCUGCUGUACCAGAUACUACCACAUUCGGUGGCCGAGCAGCUGAAGCGUGGAGAGACGGUUCAGGCUGAAGCCUUCGACUCGGUCACCAUCUACUUCAGCGACAUCGUGGGCUUCACCGCCAUCUCCGCAGAGAGCACGCCGAUGGAGGUGGUGACUCUGCUCAACGACCUCUACACCUGCUUCGACGCCAUCAUCGACAACUUUGACGUUUACAAGGUGGAGACCAUCGGCGACGCCUACAUGGUGGUGUCGGGGCUGCCGGUGAGGAACGGGAAGCUGCACGGCCGAGAGAUCGCCCGCAUGGCGCUCGCCCUGCUGGACGCCGUCAGAGCCUUCAAGAUCCGCCAUCGACCCGAGCAGCAGCUAAAGCUGAGGAUCGGCAUACACAGCGGUCCCGUGUGUGCGGGCGUGGUUGGUCUGAAGAUGCCUCGGUACUGCCUGUUUGGCGACACCGUCAACACGUCAUCACGUAUGGAGUCCACUGGUGAAGCGCUGAAGAUCCACGUGUCGGCGGCGACUCGAGACGUUCUGCUAGAGUUCAACUGCUUUCAGCUGGAGCUCCGAGGGGAAAUCGACAUCAAGGGCAAAGGGAAGAUGACCACCUAUUGGCUGCUGGGAGAGAGCGACAGCCAAUGACAAAGCACCGUCAACAGGAGGACGACAGGAGAGGACGGAAGAAACGAGGAAAGGAACUGGGGAGUGAAUAAGGGGUAACACCGCUACAGAUGAGGGGAUGAGAAAAGGGCAGAAGGGAGCAGAGCUUGAAGGAAAGGAGGACUCACUCGGGCGCUCGCCACCUCCUUGCUGCUUCUCAUCUCUGAGCAGAAGGACUUUGGAUGGAUUGGGACUGUUGGACGGGAGGAAGUGACACGGGAACGGAGGCACACGAGGACCCGGACUCUCCUCACACUCGGAUCAAAAGUGUCCUGUUUUCCGGUCCUGGAAAAAGAGUUUUUCACCGUCGUCCCACUGAUACUCCGAGCAGUUUGUCUCUCCACGCUGACGUUCACCAUGCUGCCUCUUCUUCACUUUUAUGUGGCCCUGCAUUCAUCAUCUUCAUUUCCUGUCCCUGCUGUCACUGGAGGAGGGGCACCUGGAUAGGGCGCCGCCCUGCUAAGAUGGUGAGGCUAAGGACGAACACAUCGGAUCGGCCAGAGGGACAAAGGAGUCGAUCCGAUCUGUGAACUACAGCGUUCUCCAAAUGUCAUCAGUGAGGAAAAAACGGUCAAAGUUUCAGAAGCAUCAGUGUUUUUAUCACACGGUGAAGUGAGGAGUGAGCGCGGCUCCUCAGCUGCAUCCCUGCAGCCAGGAGCUCCUGACUCAGGCUCGUAUACCACAGAGGACGCUGUGCAUCAGAAAAACACUGAAGCUAAAAACAAAGCGCUGAGUUUGGGGACUCUGUGUAACCUGAAUGGUGUUCUUCAAUAAGCAACCAAAUCAGCCUACGUCACCUCGCAACGAUCAAAGAAUCAACAUGAAAACCGCGCUGCCGUUUCAGAGCCCGAGAGGAACAAAAGACUGCAGAGCUGCAACGUGUCCGAGCUGCAGCUGCUCUACAGCAAACGCACAUCUGUGAGGCGCCGUCACAAACAGCUGGAGAACAUCAGAGACUUUCACGAAUCAGUGUUGAAUGGAUCAUUAUUACAUCUGCAUAUGUUUCAGAUCAUUUAUAUUCUGUCUAUUGAAACUAGAUCAACGUAUUUUAAUCCCACGAUCGUCUGAAUAAAAGCCUCGAGCAGCGUGUGAUGUGGUUAACUUUGAUAUCUGAGACAUUCAAGUGAAAAAAUUAAAUCAUCUUAAAUUAA
Molecule: messenger RNA, 4584 nt
Organism: Pelmatolapia mariae (spotted tilapia)
Lineage: Eukaryota; Metazoa; Chordata; Actinopteri; Cichliformes; Cichlidae
Product: atrial natriuretic peptide receptor 1-like
Exons: 22
Coding region: 230-3415 (1061 amino acids)
Biological process (GO): cGMP biosynthetic process; protein phosphorylation; intracellular signal transduction
Cellular component (GO): plasma membrane
Molecular function (GO): guanylate cyclase activity; adenylate cyclase activity; peptide hormone binding
Source: RefSeq, a predicted model, not a curated record